This is a messenger RNA of Sphaerulina musiva SO2202, 786 nucleotides long. RefSeq names its product ribosomal protein S8e. The transcript has 2 exons. NCBI's taxonomy places the organism in Eukaryota, Fungi, Ascomycota, Dothideomycetes, Mycosphaerellales, Mycosphaerellaceae. The record is from RefSeq and is a predicted model, not a curated record. Gene Ontology annotation, biological process: maturation of 5.8S rRNA; maturation of LSU-rRNA. Gene Ontology annotation, cellular component: nucleolus; preribosome, large subunit precursor. Bases 1 to 786 code for a protein of 261 amino acids.
AUGCCUCAGAACGAGUACAUUGAGCGCUUCACCAAGCAACAUGGUCGUCGUCUCGACCAUGAAGAGCGCACCCGCAAACGAGCUGCUCGUGAGGGCCACAAGGCCUCCGAAAAUGCGCAAAACCUGCGUGGUCUGCGCGCAAAGCUGUACCAGCAGAAGCGUCACAAAGAGAAGAUCCAGAUGAAGAAGGCUAUCAAGCAGCAAGAGGAGAAGAACGUCAAGUCCGCCGAACCCGCCGAACCGUCCUCCAAACCUCUGCCCGGCUACUUGCUCGACCGCAGCAACACCACCAAUGCCAAAGCACUCAGUUCUGCUAUUAAGAACAAGCGAGCCGAAAAAGCCGCCAAGUUCAGCGUGCCUCUACCAAAAGUGCGAGGUAUUUCGGAGCAAGAAAUGUUCAAAGUGGUCAAAACGGGAAAGAAGACUGCAAAGAAGAGCUGGAAGAGAAUGAUCACAAAGCCCACUUUUGUGGGACCAGAUUUCACGAGACGUCCGGUGAAAUAUGAACGCUUCAUUCGCCCCAUGGGUCUGCGAUACAAGAAGGCGAACGUGACACAUCCGGAGCUCGGCGUGACUGUGCAGUUGCCGAUUAUUUCCGUGAAGAAGAAUCCGCAAAAUCCAAUGUACACGCAACUGGGAGUGCUCACCAAAGGAACCAUCAUCGAGGUGAACGUGAGCGAACUUGGUCUGGUCACUGCAGGGGGCAAAGUGGUAUGGGGUCGAUGGGCUCAGAUCACGAACAACUGCGAAAACGACGGUUGCGUGAACGCUGUUCUACUAGUAUGA